AUGCCAUUCACAUUUAAAGGAAAAAGAGUGUGUUCAGCAGGUGAUGGCAGAUGUGAUAGCCCUGGAUUUUCUGCCAAGUAUGGAACCUACACGGUGAUGGACAUUCAAACAAAUGUCAUUUUAGGUUUCCAUAUAACUCAGUGUACAGAAACCAGCAGCUCUGUCUACAUGGAGAAACAUGGUUUGGAAAAAUGCCUCGGUCAUCUUCAAGACAAUGAAGUAACUGUUGAUGUUUUGGCUACGGACCGCCAUGUGCAAAUAAGAAAAUACCUGACUGACAAAUGGCCUGAUAUAAAUCAUCAGUUUGAUGUAUGGCAUCUUGCCAAAUCAGUUGGGAAAAAAAAUAGCAAGAGAAGUAAGCAAACAGGUUGCGAGAGGCUUUCAACUUGGAUUAAGUCGGUGGUGAAUCACCUAUGGUGGUGUUGUGCCACAUGUGAUGGAAAUGGAGAUGUGUUGGUGGAAAAGUGGCUAUCCAUCGUCCAUCAUGUGUGUAACCGCCAUGUAUUUCCUAGACAUCAUGUCACUGAAUGUUGCCAUGGACGGCUAGAGCCAACAGUUGAAAGAAAAACGAAAUGGCUAAAGAUGCAGUCACCAGAACACCAGGCACUUACAAAUGUAGUAAACAACAAGCUGUUGGUUAAGGAUAUCAGACAGUUGACUCUAUUUUGCCAUACUGGUGCUUUGGAAAGCUAUCAUGCUUUGCUGCUGAAGUACAUGCCGAAGCGGAUCCAUUACAGCCUGGAAGGCAUGAUAGCAAGAACCCACCUGGCCGCCCUUGACCAUAACCAUAAUGUAAACAGGGCGCAGGCAACAGUAAAAACAGGAAGCAGGAAAGGGGAGAAACGGUUUAAAACUGAAUUUUCCAAACUUUCCAAAUCAUGGAUUGCGAAGAAAAUGUAUGAGAAAAAGACAUAUGAAUAUUUAGAAAAUUUGAAGGAAAAAACACUAGAAACUGAAAAAUUAAAUUGCACACGGCCCAACAGAAGAUCGCUCCCACCGAACAUCAGUAGGAAUAAAAACCAAGAAAAGAUAUCAUAG
Molecule: messenger RNA, 1038 nt
Organism: Mya arenaria
Lineage: Eukaryota; Metazoa; Mollusca; Bivalvia; Myida; Myidae
Exons: 1
Coding region: 1-1038 (345 amino acids)
Source: RefSeq, a predicted model, not a curated record